Molecule: messenger RNA, 4476 nt
Organism: Apodemus sylvaticus (European woodmouse)
Lineage: Eukaryota; Metazoa; Chordata; Mammalia; Rodentia; Muridae
Gene: C8H10orf71
Product: chromosome 8 C10orf71 homolog
Exons: 1
Coding region: 158-4399 (1413 amino acids)
Biological process (GO): positive regulation of calcineurin-NFAT signaling cascade
Cellular component (GO): Z disc
Source: RefSeq, a predicted model, not a curated record
AUCCAGUUGCUAUUGUAACUGGUCAUCUCAAAGCUCCACCUUGUGACAGGUAGGUUUCUCUUAACUCUCGCCCGAAUCUCACUGAACGGUACCUUACAGCUGACAGACACGUCUAAACAGAAGCUGACGGAGACAGUCCUACGGAAGCUGACGGACUAUGCAGGGAAACAAGAAAUGCACAGAUGGGUUCAGUGAUACCUCCAGCAUCGGCAGCGUGCUAGAUGAGGCAGACAGGGAGGUGAGCAACCUCACAGACCGGGCAUUCCGGAGUUUGUGCAUCUCGGAGGACACAUCCUUCCAUGACUCUGACCUGGCUCUGUCCCCAGAUAUCACCAGCCAGGUGUCGGGGACUUUUCACCAGGAGACAGUGAGCCAUGCCAACAGGAAAAGUGGAAUUUGGAGCCAGGUUCCAUCUCAAGGCACAGAGCAUUCUGGCUGGGCAGCCACCUUCCAACAGCAGCCCAAGUACGUUCAGGGAGAGGAAAAGUACCCUAAAAACAGUCCUCUGCCAACACCAGUCCAGAGGAGACUGGAGGUGCCCAUUUCUGGCCUGAGGAGCAGCAACAAGCCCAUCUCCAAAGUCUCAUCACUGAUCAGAUCUUUUGACAGGACAGAGACUCAACCUUGUGACAGCCGGCCUCCUCCCAGCAAGCCUCCGGCUCUCAAAAAUCCCCCCAAGUUUGCACAUCCCCCGGAAAGUGGUGUCAAUUUCUGCUUCGAUUCGGCCUUUCUAACUGUCAGGAGGGUGCCUGCUGAAGUCUCCAACACCCAUCAGAGUAGCCACCAGCCUGGCAGGGCUCCUGGGGAGCAAGAAUCUCCCAAGAACCCAGAAAUAGCCUGUCCCAGCUCAGACAGCCUCCUCCAGACACCGGACCAUGUGGCUGGCUCAUUUGAGUCAAGGUUUCCCUCUCCACCUCUCAACCCAGCCAAAACUGAGCCAGGAAAGGGGAAGGAGUGGAUUCCCAGGAGGACUUUUCUACACAGUGAAAACAGUGCCUUUGAGUCAUGGGACACCCACCAACCAAAGCUCCGGGAGAGAAAGGACAUUGCUGAAACCACCCCAGAAAGCAAAGGCCCCAAACAUUAUGAGGACGUGCCCUUGCUAAAGGAACCCUAUCCUGCACAGUCCAAAGUCUCCCCCUCUCAGGGCCAAGCUAACUGUGCCCAGGAAGAGAACCGGUCACCAUCAGGGACCCAGGUCACAUCUGGAGCUUGGGGUUCCAGGGACCCAGGAUCCCAGGUGUUCCCUGUAGAGGAAAAUGCUUCACAGAUGGACCCUCAGGUGAGACGCAGUCAAGCCCCAUGGAGGAAGCCAAAGACUGGCAAAGGAGGAACAGAUGGCCCACAUGAUACUUUGGAAGACAAGAAACAACCCAAUAGGAGAGGUCUACCUCUGUAUUCAAAGCUUAACCCUCAAGGUCAGCUUCCAGAAAAUGGUGUUCUAGACACGCCAGAGGAGUCCAAUGACCAUUACAGUCCCCCUUUUAACAUCAGUAAACUCCUCACCCCAAUUAUAUCUACAAAGCAUGUCCUGGAAACUUCAGACACCCAACCAGCGGAAAUCAGCCCAUCCCCUGCAGGACAGCUAAAUGGAUACCAGGAGGAGAAGGAGUCCAGUGAGGCUCAGUCCCGGGACAGCUACAAAUCCAAAGCGCCCAGCCUGCUGUUCAACCUCAAGGAUGUUCGGAAGCGUGUCAAGAGUACAUACAGUCCCUUGCCUCUUUUAAAAGGCUUUGAUGAGAAAACCAGGGGCAAGUUUGAUGGCAAGCAAGAACCUCUGAGCAAUGGGGUCACCCUUGCCAACGGCCUGGAAGAAAACCCUCCCCCAGAGCUCUUGAAGGAGACGCUAGAUGGUACCCCUAGCGUUUUGCACAGCAGUAUCCAGAAGGAUCCUGCUAUCGAGUCCAGAGAAUCCUUUGCAGACAGCCACCCGACCCUUAGUUCACCUUCAGCUAGCUCCAAAACCCACUUCUGCGUCAAUGGGGGAGCCGCAGAAAGGAGCAGUAAUGAGAAGGAGGAAGCCAAUGGAGAAUCGGAGCAGAGUCCCUCUGAGGGUGGCGGACAUCCAGACCCCAGGGAAAGCCUUCCCCGGAGAAAACAUCUCUCCCUGAAACUCUUCAACAGGGAGUCUGAAACAGGGCAGGCUGCGGAGAAAAUGAAGCCCCACCAGCUGGAGAAUGGGCUCACGAGAUCCAUCUCCCAAGAGACAGAGCCUGAGCGAGGAAUGGGGCUCCAGGAUGUACCCUUGAACCAGAAGUUCUCCCCAGGACCCCUUUCCCCUGAGGAGGAGGAUGUGUUUUACAGCGACAGCCAGUCUGAUUUUACUCCGUGCCUCCAAACAAAAGCUAAAUUCAGCACCAGCUCUUCAGAUCAAUCCUUUGCUUCUUUUGAUGAUCAGCAGAAGGUGUGGUUUACAGAAGGCUCCCCGGAAGACAGGAAGAGUCAUGUGAGUGCAGGUGACAAUCAGAAGGACGAGAAGGAGACGGCGGUGGUGGAGGAAGAAAAGCCACAGGAUUGUGCCUUGCGUGAUGGACACGGAGGCGUGGACAAGCACAGACAGGAGGAAACACAAAGAAAAGCACUAGGAGUUUCGGGAGGAAGACCCAGGAAAGCAUCAGCGGAAGAAGUCAAUGCCAGAGGUUCUUGGAUGGCGACUGAUAAAGAUGCAGCUCUUUCCCAUGCCAAGGACUCAACCCCCUUGCCAGCCUCUACCAACAAGCACAGACUGUUCCCAAUUAAAGACAACACGCUCAGGGCCACCCCAGUGAUAAAACCAAUUAUCCUGCCUCUCCUGAGGACAGUCUCCUCAGAAGACUCACUUAGUGGUGGACACAAAGAGAAUGAAUUACCAAGGCAGCCGUGGGGCGAAGAUGCUGAUGGCCUUAGUACCUCAGAAAGCCAGGAAACGCCUAACACCUCACUAUCCAAUAACAUGCGGGGCACACAGCAGAAGUGUGUGGAGUAUGAGGGCAUGGAGGAAGACCCGGUACACGCUGCAGCCCGCAAUGAGACUUCUCAGCAAACCCGAAAGGGGAGUUUCUCCUUUCUACCAUUGGUGGAAGAGGAGAGCAGGAUGAACCCACCCCGAGACACAGCGAUAGCGCAGGAGAAAAACAGAUCUGCAGACUCAGGGAAACUUGGGGCUCCGCAGCAUAUCCCUACCAUCGCUUUACCCCCAGAUGACUUAAAAGACUCGCCCCGCUCCCUGCAACAACAUAUCUGUUGGGAAGAGCAAGGUUUCAAAGGCCACUUUUUGUCUGCGCCCAGAGCAGGACCUUCUGGAAGAAGGCAGGUCCCCAGUGAGGCAGCGAUUUCCCCCAACCCCAGCUCUCUAGGAGAGAGCAGUACAUGCUCCCCAGCAGCCAGCACUAUUUGGGAAGAAGCUUCCCAGGCCGCUGGGGAACACUGGUCCCGCCCCUGGGCCAGCCCGGGUCCUACAAGGCUCACCAGGAGAGAGGACAUGACUCAUGGCCUCACAUGGGAAGCUGAAGGGACAGAUCCCCAGCUUGAGCGGUUGGCAGAUCUCAGGUCCCUCUCUCCUCCGAGAGGCAUUUUGCUAGCUGGUGCUGCCGAGAAACCAGAGCCCCCUGCUCUGCAGGAGAAGGCGGCAGGCAAGCCCCCUGCAGUCCCGCCCAAGACCGAGAAGGCCUUGCGCAGGGCCAAGAAGCUGGCAAGCAAGAGGAGGAAGAGUGACCAGGUGCUGGAGAAUCAUGCCGAGGCCUGGGAGGGCAAGUCCUACACAGAGGACACUCAGGGGACAGAGCAAAGGUCUGUAUCUCCUGGAAAAGGGCCUCAGCCCAGGUUCCCUGCCAUCCGUUCCCUGCCGCCGCCCACUCACCGCCACUCAGUGUCCUGCGGCUGGGAGCCUGCAGGGAGACGGCCUUGGGGACCCCAGUCCCUCACACCUCUUCCCCCUUACCCAGCCACCCAGAAGGUGCUCCAGGAUCCUCAGUCAGGACAAUACUUUGUCUUCGAUGUGCCUCUCCAAGUGAAAAUCAAGACUUUUUAUGACCCCGAGACUGGCAAGUAUGUUAAGGUCUCUGUCCCAUCCUCUGAGGAGACCUCCUCAGAGCCACCUCUGCAGGAUGCCCUGGCUGCUCCCUACCUACUGUACCCCGGCUUCCGGCCAGUGCCUGUGACUUCCUUGAUGCCUCUGCGCUGCUCCUCUCAGCUUGCAGCUCCCACUUUUCUCAGGCAGGGUUCCCGGAGCCGCAGGCCCCAGAGUUCCCAGGGCGCUCGACUGCAGCCUGAACCACUGGGUGAGUCCACCCAGCAUACCUCUGUCCAGCGCGCCCGUGGGCCUCCCUGUAGUCCAGAGGAAGAGGGUGCAGAAGCUCCAAGCCUAAAUAUCAUCUCCACAGAUGAUCUAGAGGACUUUGCCACAGAGGGUGUUUCUUGAGAAUUGCAGCAGACUGACUUCCCCCACUCUCGAAAACAAGAAAGCUUACAGUCACAGACCCUCUCCAACAAUGUCUC